Messenger RNA from Morchella importuna, 402 nucleotides. RefSeq lists its product as uncharacterized. The coding region runs from base 1 to 402 and encodes 133 amino acids. The record is from RefSeq and is a predicted model, not a curated record. NCBI's taxonomy places the organism in Eukaryota, Fungi, Ascomycota, Pezizomycetes, Pezizales, Morchellaceae. The transcript has a single exon.
AUGUCUUCCAAAGCUCCACCCACUACAGAGCCUUCUAUCACCUACAGAAUUGCUGAAAUCAUUGAGCUCGGAAACCAAAUCAACCACCUCCGCCACAGAAAGAAUUCCAACGCCGCCGAAAGAAACUAUAUCUUCAAGGAACUCUGCGGAUCCAUAGAUCAGGGUCAAGUUACCUCAGCACCGCGCUUGUCCAAUCUCAUUGACCGUCUGUUUCCAAAUCGUACUGAAGAGAUGGAGUUGAACACCACCGACGACUUAUUGCGUGUUCUUCCAAAGAUUGAGAGAAUGGUCCAGGUCUAUGACAAGUGUAUCCAUGGGGCGGCCGACAAGAUCGAGGAAAUCCGUGAGAGGGUCUUAGAGCUUCUGAACCUCCAGAUGACCGAUACUAGGAGGAACCUGUAG